This is a messenger RNA of Oncorhynchus mykiss (rainbow trout), 783 nucleotides long. The record is from RefSeq and is a predicted model, not a curated record. Lineage: Eukaryota; Metazoa; Chordata; Actinopteri; Salmoniformes; Salmonidae.
AUGGCCACGGAGAUCGUUGCCUUCAUCCUGAACAUAUCUGGAUGGAUCCUGGUCUGCUCCACGUUGCCUACUGAUUACUGGAAGGUGUCCUCCGUGGAUGGGACGGUCAUCACCACGGCGACCUUCUGGUCCAACCUGUGGAAGACCUGCGUCACGGAUUCUACAGGAGUGUCCAACUGUAAAGAUUUCCCCUCCAUGCUGGCUCUGGAUGUUUGUCUCUUUAUCUCGCUCUCCCUCACACCCACCCACACACAUCCACACACAUCCACACACACCCACCCAGUGUAUAUCCAGGUGUGUCGGGGCCUGAUGAUUGCGUCUGUGUGCCUGGGGUUCUUUGGAGCCACCCUGGCCCUGAUGGGAAUGAAGUGUACCAGGAUCGGAGGCUCAGAGAGCACCAAGGCCAGACUAACAGGCCUCUCAGGCCUUCACUUCAUACUCAAUGGGCUUUGCUCCUUGACUGCAUGCUCCCUGUACGCACACAGGAUCACAUCAGAGUUCUUUGACCCACUCUUUUUUGCUCAAAAGUUUGAGCUGGGCGCAGCGCUCUUCAUCGGCUGGGCUGGCUCGGUGCUCUGCAUUUCAGGUGGACUCAUAUUCUGCCUCUCCUUGUCAGAGGGCUUCAGUCGAGCAGAGUGCUCCUACAGUGGUGGUACGUCUAUGGUAACCAAGCGUCACAAACCCGGCAAGUCUGCCAACAGUUUCUACAAAUCGCCAGUUUCCACAGACCCCCGAGACCCAGCAGAACACUCAAGGCAGUUUGGAAAGAACGCCUAUGUGUGA